UUUUUUGGUUCGAUUAUGUAUUCACGCCUCCCCAAACGAACAGGACUUUCCUAGGCAGACGGUCUGGAGUUGAGUUAAAGCGGACCGAACCGGGCUGGUGCGACUGAUGCGGUCUGAGGCUUAGAAUCAAGGAACUGAUUUCUGAUUGGAAGCAACUCUCUGCCAUCACCCUAAUCUCUGGUUCCCUCCACAGAUUCUGUGUUCCUCCAGCUCCUUUCUCCUGAUUCGUCACUUUUUGAAGUCCAACUUUCUCCACUCUGGGACCUGCUGCUCGGAGCGAGGCCAGGAUCCGGAAAGUUUGGGACAAGGAGGAAGAGGAGAUAAAUGCGUGGAGAGGACGGCCUGAAGAGCGAGCAUGCCGGGCGCGUCGCAGCUGCUGCUGCUGUCCCUGCUGGUCCUGUCCACAGGAAGUGAUGUCAGGAGGAAGAGAGGACUCUCCCAGAAGGACUACGAGUACCCGAGCCACCCGCAGUCCGCCCAGCACCAGAAGAACGACCGCUGCCCGCCGCCGCCCCAGAUGCUGCCGGAGCGGGCCUGCGACGUUCCCGGCUGCCGCUCCGACUCCGAAUGCGAGCGCCACAAACGCUGCUGCUACAACGGCUGCAUCUACGCCUGCCUGGAGUCCGUCCAGCCCCCACCGGUUCUGGACUGGCUGGUUCAGCCCAAACCUCGAUGGCUGGGAGGAAACGGAUGGCUGCUGGACGGACCGGAGGAGGUUCUGCAAGCGGAAGCAUGCAGCACCACGGAGGACGGAGACGAGCCUCUUCACUGCCCCACAGGCUACGAGUGCCACAUCAUCAACCCCGGGAACCCCGCCGCUGGCGUCCCAAACCGGGGCCAGUGCGUCAAGCAACGCGCCAACUCCGAUGGACGAGGUUUGAGGCACAAAUACUUUAAGGACUACAAGGACUACUUGGGAUCCAGUUCCACCAACGCAGUGGGCUACGAGAAGCAUCAUCACAAGCAUCUCGGAUGACGACACGUCGGAUUUGAUCUUCUUACAGUCAGCAUGGAAAAGCUGGAAAUAAGAUUACAGCUAUUAGCUUGUUUAUUGUUCGUGUUCCAGAGCUUCAAAAGGCAAAAAGAAAACAGGGGGAACAAAAUACUAAAACCUGUUCAUCAGCUGAUCAGAGGUUUAGUUUUAAAAAUCUCCACAGCUGUAAUAUCUUCUGCUGAAGCGAUUAAUCAGAUUUAUCGCAAUUAAUUUAUUAUUGAAAUAAACAUGAACUGAUAAUUAAUUGUAGUAAAUAGACUCUAGAUUCCUGAGAGAACAGCACAGUUGGAGCAGAAAACUAAAAUAUCAACAUUUUGCAUUAAAGAUAAAAACUUGCUUUGUCUAUAAAUCUGGCAGUUUUAGCUUCACCUGGUUCGGAUUCCAUGCAAAUAUUAGAAGAUUUUUAGUUUCAGAUGCUACAUAUGAUCAAGUGUUUACUAAAGGAAUGCUGUUAUUGAGUUUAGGUAAUAAAAUACUGAUUUUCUUAUUUUAAAAAUGAAUUUAAUUCUUUGCUUAUUUGCAGUUUUUAAAGUAUUUCUAAUACAAGCUUAAGAGGUGAAAUGAGAAAUCUGCUGAUUGCGACUCGAUUAAUCAGCUGAAACAAUCCGUGAAUAAAAACCCUGAGCAGCUGAUGAACAUCCUGUUUAGGUUCUGCUUUUUGCAGCUCUGAGAUUUUAAUCUGUUUAUUCCAGUCAUCAUCUGCUCCUGCUGUAAAAACAGGAUGUUUGUCGUCAGGCGGCUUUAAUACGGCCUCAGAUGUUGACCCGGUCCAGUUUGAUCUCCUCCAACCUGAACCGAGACGGAUCUCAGGUUUGUCCCUCCGCCUGCCGCCUCAUCGAGCCGCCGCCUGGCGUCCUGCUAUCCAACCAAAGAAACGCUGAAGGUGUUCAGGAAAACAAAGGAGAGGCCCGAUGUGGACCAAAGCUGUUUGUAAAAUCUUUUUUUGUGUUUUCUCAUUUUUUCCCCGACAACAAUCCAAACAAACUGGUCACCAGUAAGAACCAGGACCACGUGGCGCUCGUCUGCGUUCUGCCCAGAGUUGGUAAAGCGGACAGCGAGGGAAUAAAUCCAGCUGCAGGGCUGACAUUUCUGCUUUAAACCCCAACAUGAUCUCAGAGGCUAAAUAAUGAAAAGCAGAAUAAAACCCAGAUGAGUGAAGGUUGGAACAGCAGCUGGGGCUUUAAAUCAGUUACCAAAGGGUUUUGGGUGUAGUAAAUAAUAAAAUAUUAGUUAUUAACAUGUCGGCAUAUAUCCAUAGUUUUGUUUUAAAAGAAAGUAGGUUGAAUUAGUUGCUAGACCAAAACGAGCUGAAGUAACAUUUUAACAAACAUCUGAUCAGUUGUUUACGUUUUAACAGGGACAUAAAAGCUGAUAUUAUUUAAUGAGAUAAUAAAACUUCUGACGGUGUUCCUGAGAAAUGAUGACGGAGCAGAGAGGAUUUCAGUAAUAAAUCUGAACAUUUGUUUUUAAACUGCAGCAGCUUUAUGCUCUGUUCACAUGGUGCUCUGGUUUUUACUGCCCAACAGAAGAAUAAGCUGAAAACUAGUUGAAUGUCUCUCUGACUGGUGCUGCAUCGAUUCCACUUUAAUAAACCUUAUGACUCAAACUUG
This is a messenger RNA of Poecilia reticulata (guppy), 2604 nucleotides long. NCBI's taxonomy places the organism in Eukaryota, Metazoa, Chordata, Actinopteri, Cyprinodontiformes, Poeciliidae. The record is from RefSeq and is a predicted model, not a curated record.